Molecule: messenger RNA, 802 nt
Organism: Eutrema salsugineum
Lineage: Eukaryota; Viridiplantae; Streptophyta; Magnoliopsida; Brassicales; Brassicaceae
Product: photosystem I reaction center subunit II-2, chloroplastic
Exons: 1
Coding region: 64-675 (203 amino acids)
Biological process (GO): photosynthesis
Cellular component (GO): photosystem I; photosystem I reaction center
Source: RefSeq, a predicted model, not a curated record
AUUCGAUUAAGCCAUUACUCAUAAUUAGAACAAAAAUAUUCGGAGAAAGGAAAAACAAAGGAGAUGGCAACUCAAGCCGCCGGAAUCUUCAGCCCCGCCAUACCAAUCGCCGCUUCCACCGUCAAGAAACUCCACCAUUUCUCGACAACCCACCGACCCAAAUCUCUCACAUUCCUCAAAACAGCAAUCCGCGCCGAAAAAACAGAGUCAUCUGCCCCAACCGUGAAAGAAGCAGCUCCGGUUGGAUUCACUCCGCCGCAGCUAGACCCAAACACGCCAUCACCGAUCUUCGCCGGAAGCACAGGAGGUCUUCUCCGUAAAGCCCAAGUCGAAGAAUUCUACGUCAUCACAUGGAACUCACCGAAAGAACAAAUCUUUGAGAUGCCGACAGGAGGCGCGGCAAUAAUGAGAGAAGGACUGAAUUUGUUGAAACUGGCGAGGAAAGAACAGUGUUUGGCAUUAGGUACGAGGUUGAGAUCCAAGUACAAGAUCAGUUACCAGUUUUACAGAGUCUUCCCUAACGGAGAGGUUCAGUAUCUUCACCCGAAAGACGGAGUUUAUCCAGAGAAAGCGAAUCCAGGAAGAGAAGGUGUUGGUCUAAACAUGAGAUCCAUCGGCAAGAAUGUUAGUCCCAUUGAGGUUAAAUUCACAGGGAAACAAUCCUAUGAUUUGUAAGAUUUCUUAUUCGUAUUUCAAUUAACGUUGGUCAAACAAACAACCAAAAUUCUGUGAAUUCUUGUGAAUGUUUAUACAAUCCUUUGAGUAUGUAAUCUAAACAAAGUAUAAUUCUUAACGUCAAAAA